Salarias fasciatus (jewelled blenny) is the source of this 1213-nucleotide messenger RNA. RefSeq names its product embigin-like. Gene Ontology annotation, biological process: cell-cell adhesion. Lineage: Eukaryota; Metazoa; Chordata; Actinopteri; Blenniiformes; Blenniidae. The transcript is spliced from 9 exons. Bases 68 to 994 code for a protein of 308 amino acids. Gene Ontology annotation, molecular function: cell adhesion molecule binding. The record is from RefSeq and is a predicted model, not a curated record. Gene Ontology annotation, cellular component: plasma membrane; cell-cell junction.
AUGCAGCAGCAGGCGAACAGACUCAGAGUGAGAAACCUGCUCGCUGGGAGGACGGAGGGAAACAGCCAUGUCGGCCUCCUGGACUCAGCUCUCCUUCCAGAUCCUCCUGCUUCUCGUCUCCUGCAGACGCAUCAAUGCAAAGACCCCAGGUCUAACUCCAACACCAUUGGUUCCCACGACUCCUCUGCCAACAGAUGUGAGAAGUGUCAUCCUUAAAGGUGAAAGUCACACUGAGAAAAUCGAGCUGUUGAAUCCUGUCGUCCUGUCUCUGGAGUGUACCUGGACCGGCAAUCAGAAGAAAGCCCCAAACGUCACAGGCCACUGGAUGAAGGACGGGGAGGAACUUCAGGAUAGCCGUCUCACAGUGGCGUUGGAGAACGAGCAGUAUAAUCUCAGACGAGUGGUUCGUGUUGUCAAUGAGGAAAGUCUUGGGAAUUACUCAUGCAUGUUUGGAAAUGAAGCUAAAAUUGACUUUAUCUUGGCAGUCCCAAAGAUUGGGGAUGUGAGAGACAAGCCCAUAGUGAGCUACAUAGGUGACACUACAGUGAUCACCUGUAAAAUGGAGGAGACCAAGCCAAAACCCAACACCUGGAACUGGUACAAGGACAAUGGGACAGAUAAGGAGCAGAUCCUCCCUGCUGCAGAUGUUCUUCACUAUGAAAUCAAAGUCAUGGAGUGGAAGACCAAGCUGACGGUGUAUAACCUGUCCAGGGAUGACUCCGGCUUGUAUUACUGUGGUGCGGUGUACGCCAUCGGCACCGCGAUGAGCCACGUGGAGCUAAAGGUCAUCACCAUCAUGGAGCCCCUGAAGCCCUUCAUCGCCAUCCUGACUGAAGUUGUUGUCCUGGUUGCUGCUAUUCUGCUCUAUGAGAAGAGCCAGUCCAAGAAAAACCUCACAACAGAAAAUGAGCUGAAUGAUGACCAGAAGGACACGGCGUCACAAGAAGAGGAGAACAGAUCAGAGGCGAGCGACUCAGUUCGACAGCGCAAAUGAUCUGUCCUGUCUGACAGUUCAAUUGAUUUUGUUGAUCUUUAAAGGAUUAGUACGUUAAAGCAAUAUGCAGUUCUUUAUCAGCUGUAGUCCAUCCUUUUGCACCUAAAAAAGGUUCAGUAACCAGCACUCAGUAAGCAUUUCCAUGGUUUGAAGGUGUCCUUGAGGACAGGAUUUUACUUUGUAUCAGACAGAGACUUGUAACCAAACAAGCGAAGUAUU